Molecule: messenger RNA, 822 nt
Organism: Galleria mellonella (greater wax moth)
Lineage: Eukaryota; Metazoa; Arthropoda; Insecta; Lepidoptera; Pyralidae
Product: chorion class CB protein PC404-like
Exons: 2
Coding region: 104-769 (221 amino acids)
Biological process (GO): chorion-containing eggshell formation; multicellular organism development
Cellular component (GO): egg chorion
Molecular function (GO): structural constituent of egg chorion
Source: RefSeq, a predicted model, not a curated record
AUAUGUUAGUAAUGCCUUGUAAAUUGAUUACAAAUUGGUAUAAAUACCCUGAAGUCUGUCUCAGUACCAUCAUAUUGAUUGGAUACAUCAAUAACUUAGAAAAAUGGCAGUCAAAACCAUUGUCCUCUGCGCUCAGGUCCUUCUCAUUCAGUCGGUGCUUGGAAACCCAACCCUCAACAGAAAACUGCCGUCAGCCAUUUCUGGCGUAAGCGGUACAAAGGUGGUCGAAAGCACCGUCGCUGUUAGUAACAAUGCAAUUGGCGGUAAAGGUUUGAUCAACAAUGGGCUAAUCGGUACCGGACUCGGCUUGACCAACGCUGGAUUGAUCGGCUCUGGUGUCGGUUUGGCCAACACUGGAUUAAUCGGCUCUGGCGUUGGAUUGGCCAACCCUGCCUUAAUCGGUAACGCCUUACUGCCUGCUCCCGCCCCUGGAUUCCUCGACUUUGCCACAAUCACCGCCAGAGACAAUCUCCCCAUCUUCAGCUUCUCUCCCAUUGCUCCAACUGGUCUCACUGUUUUGUCGGAGAACAUCAUCGAAGGACCAAUAACAGUCGCUGGACAGCUGCCAUUCCUGAGCGCUGUAGCGUUCGAAGGUGCUCUGCCGUCUGAAGGUGCGGGCGCUGCUGGCUGCGGCUGCGGCAAUGGUAACAUUGGCAUCAUCAGCGAGAACUAUGAGCUCAUUCCCCCUGCUCUGGGUGGACUCGGCUAUGGUAAAGGGCUUGGUCUUGGAGCCGGUUACGGUCCUGUAGCUGGACACCUAGCUUUUUAAACUAAUUCACCACAACCUGAGAGUUGCCUGAAUAAAUUCAUUUUUGCAAUCAA